CGCGUAAAGCCAGAAACUUACCGUCUGCGAGCCAGAAGUUAUGGGUGUCUCUUUUCAGAAGCUGUGCCUUCUCCUUUUCGUUAUAGUUUCCUUGUCUGGAGGAGCCCACGCCUUCGGAGCUGGGAAUAUCGCGUCAAUCUCCAAGAUAGAAGGCCAGAACUGGCGUCAUGGAGACAUUGAAGAUGCUCUUCUAGGCUUGUUUUUGGCUCGCGCUGCUGGAGGCCGGAAAUUCAACAAACUUGAUGUGCAGCGAGUUUAUUUCGGAAAUUGGCUGCGGGAUUACAGCCAGGCCGUAGACGUUGGAACUGUAAAAUAUGUUAGCGCCGAGGCUAUUCGAAUCCUUUUAUGGGUUCUCGGUUUUCUGAGUUUUGGAUAUGGUACGAAGGAGUUCGAAGUCACAACAGAGCGUUUGGGGUGCUAUCAGCCCACUGAACAUAUUGAUAAUCCUCUUGGAUACGCUGAAGGCGAAGACGCCCGAGACUAUGACCGGCGCCUCAGGGGCCCGGUUGAUGAGGAGCGUGAACUGGCUGUUGAUCCUAAGACAGGCCUCAAAAACUACAUAGCGAAUGAGCGCAUAAAUAUUGCAACUUCGGCUGCCCUUGUACGACGGCUAUUCGGCCGAUGCGUUCAAUUGGGCCGGAGAUACGCGAGGUCUAGGAAUGACGAAGAUCUGCAUGAAGCUCUCCGUCUACUUGGAACCGGUUUGCAUUGCCUGGAAGAUUAUGCGGCCCACUCCAAUUAUGUCGAGCUAAGUCUCAUUGAACUUGGUGAAUCAGAGGUAUUUCCGCAUGUCGGCCGUGAUACUAAGGUCGAGAUCGAAGGGGUGUCAGAUCCGGUUUAUCCUAUUGUGACUGGCACCUUUGGCGGGGUAGAUUUUUUUCACUCUGUGCUCGGUGAGAUAUCGGACAAGGCAACGCAGUCCGAGAUCCAAGAAUUGGAGGGUGCUAUCAAUGAAUCCCAGAACGGUUCACCGUCUGAUAGUUUCCUUCAGAAUCUACUCGACAAAAUCCCUGAAGGGUUGAUUGGGAACAGCGACGAAAAAGUGAGUAGGAUGGAUGAGCUCAAGGCCGAGUCAGAGGACGCAAAGAAGCAAAACAGACAUGUUUCUCCUCGCCAACCAGAAGAGUGGACUAAAUACCUCGAUGACGUCCAAAAAAAGAUCUAUCCCGUUCUGGAGUGGCACGAUGAAUUGCUCAAGUCUAUAAAUGAGGCUAUUGAAAAGAUCCCGGUCUUGCCGGAGCUAAUUGAACAAGUGCAGGAACAGAUAACCAUUGCUGUUUUCUCAAUUCUUGCACCCUACGUCCUGCCCAUCCUUCAGCAGGUGAAAGCUGAGCUGCAGACUGGAUCAUCCGAAGUCAUCCAGAGCAGCAGGGAUCAGCAACAUGUGGUCUUUAACGAUGAUUCUUGCAGCAAUCCCACUCAUUCGAUGCUUUCCAAAGAUCACUUUUCAAAUAUUCUUAAUGAACCGGCCGGUCGUGUCGCUUCCCAAAUUGUCAAAUGGACAGUGCCGCAGCUGAUGGAGCUAUGGGAUGAUGAAGAGGCUGACAUAGAACCAACCCUGGAUAGAAUCGUUUCCGGUGUCUUCCAUCACCCGGCCUCGCGACGUGGUGGAAGAGAUGGCGCCAGAGAAAUCCGUCGAAUUAUGUUUGAGACCGUGCAAAAGUGGUGGGAAGGGAAAUCGGAACGCGAGAUUCGCAGUCUCCGUGAGCAGCUUUCCCGCGAAGGUGUACGGGAGGGCAGGAAUCACAAAGAGAGCGUGCACGAUUCUGGACAUGGCUGUGGAAAACCACUUAGCCUGCACAAGGGCCCGCAGAAUUCCAGUCAAAGAAGGAAGCCCGAAGUCGGUCGCAUCGAGAAAAUAGCUUCAGAAGCUGCUGGUGGAGGGGCUCUGGGUGGCCUUGUGGGCGGGCUUGUAAGUGGCGUCAGCUCGAUGUUGCUCAACGAGUCUGGAGGAAAAUCGGGCGAAGAACACAGUUACCAAAAACAUGGGUCUCUAGAUGAAGAACGAAAUGAAGAGCAUCAUUACUCGACUAGACGCCGCCGGGACUCGAACGAGAAAGAUGGGCAUCAACAUCGCAAGGAUCAUGGCCGAGAGCAGUUUGGAUCACCCAAGGACAGAAAGCAUUCCGAUGAUGAACACAAGCGGCACAAACACCAUCGCAGACGUUCUAGCAAGCAUCGAAGCCAUGAACGUUCCCGUUCAAAUGAACGUAGCAGUGACUCUGAGAAUGAGCGAAGCGAGCACGAAUACCAGUAUACACGACGUGAACAUCAGUAUGACGAUGGACAGCGCCAGUAUGUUCAUCAAACUUCUGAGAAAUAUACCGAGCGUGGCGGAUACAGAGCGGAGUAUACUGAAUCGAGUUCUGGGUAUAAUACUGUGACCCGGACCGGACACUUCCAGGACAGCAUGCCUAGACAGGAGUUUUCUUCCGGGUAUGUGGGUUCACAACGAGAGUAUGGUGGCCCGGCUAGUGAAUAUGGCUUGCGCAGUGGUUAUGGUUCUGGAAGCAGUCACGGCGCUCGUGAUGACCAUGGCGCUCGCGAUGAGUAUGGCUCUCGCGGCUAUGGUGAAGCUCAUGAUCAAUAUGGUGCAUCGGGUGAUGGAUAUGGCUCGCGCGGUGGUUAUGGUUCUGGACGCAGUCAUGGCGCUCGCGAUGAGUAUGGCUCUCGCGGGUAUGGAGAAUCUCAUGGUCAAUAUGGUGCAUCAAGUGAUGGAUAUGGCUCGCGCGGUGAUUAUGGUUCUGUCGGCCACGUCCGUCAUGAUGAGUAUGGAUACACUUCCAAAGGUGAAUACGAACCUCAAGGAUACGAACGCCAAGGAUCUCAACUUCAAGGUGGAUAUGGAUCUCGCGAUGACUAUGGCUCUCGGAAUGAAUACCAUUCGCAAGACGGUUACAGACGACAGAACUACGGCAAAUAUUCGCAAGGCGAACACGGCCAGCGUGGUGAUGAGGACAGGAGUUACGGGUACUAA
This is a messenger RNA of Aspergillus nidulans FGSC A4, 2977 nucleotides long. Its product is annotated as protein tinC. The transcript has 4 exons. Lineage: Eukaryota; Fungi; Ascomycota; Eurotiomycetes; Eurotiales; Aspergillaceae. The record is from RefSeq and is a predicted model, not a curated record. Bases 41 to 2977 code for a protein of 978 amino acids.